Messenger RNA from Penicillium daleae, 1239 nucleotides. RefSeq names its product membrane transporter. The record is from RefSeq and is a predicted model, not a curated record. The transcript has 7 exons. The coding region runs from base 1 to 1239 and encodes 412 amino acids. Lineage: Eukaryota; Fungi; Ascomycota; Eurotiomycetes; Eurotiales; Aspergillaceae.
AUGGAGGUCCUGAAAUCAAAAUUCCGGCUGACAAGUCCGUGGACGCAGAAUUUUAUCUCUGGUAUUAUUCUCUUCCUGACAGUGGGAAUCUACUUGGCAGUCAUCGGUCUCGGCGCAGGAGGUGGAAAGCCAAGCUCGGCUCACGUGGCAACAAUCACCUACACUUCCAUCUACGCUGUCUUCGCCGUUACUGGUUUCUUCGGUGGUAGUAUCAUGAAUACAAUCGGGCCGAGACGGACAAUGACGAGGCAGAUAAGGGAACAUACAUCGCGUGGCAGCUUUUUUUGCUCGCUGUCGGAUCAACCGUCGGCGCACUUGUGGCCUUACGGAAUCAGCAUCAACGAAACCGGCCUGACCGGUGUCCCAACAUCAGUUUAUCUGACAUUCAUCAUCAUUAUGUCUUCCGCUAUUAUUCUAUCCCUUCUAGCAAUUCAAUCGCCGCAGAACAUCGUCCGAGAUGACGGGACUCACCUAGCAAUCUUCGAGGCUACCGACAUUAGAACAGAGGUCAAAGGAUGUAUUAUGUUGAUGAAGGACUGGAAAAUUGUCGCUCUGAUUGUGCCGAUGAUAGCGACGGAGAUGUCGUCGGCCUUGAUUCCAACACUCAGCGCGUAUGCCUUCAACCUGAGAACGCGGUCUUUAAAUAGCGUUAUCUUCUGGGCCGUCCAGAUUCCGUCAACCUUUCUCUACAGCUUGGUAUUGGACAACAAUCGCUUUUCAAGACGUGUCCGGGGCAUCAUGGCACUCACCAUUGCGGCUUCAGUAGUUGUUGUUAGCUGGGCUCUAGCUCUCAAAAUCCAAGUUCAGCAUCAACUACGGCGAGAUCUACCUUCUCCAGACUGGGACUGGACGGAUUCUCAAUAUGGAGAAUUUAGCGCCAUGCUAAUCUUCACCGGUAUUGCCUAUGCCAUCGAUCAAAUGAUUGUAAUGUGGGUGAUCAGUGCCUUCAGCAAUGAACCCCGGCUUCUUGCGAGGUAUGGGGGAUUUUUCAAAGGCAUGUUGAGCGCUGGAUUGUGCAUUGCCUUUGGACUGGAGUCAGGGGGAGUUUCCUAUCUGAAUCAAACAAUUAUCCAGUCCACGUUGACGGUUGUCUCAUUUCCGAUCAUGUAUUUCCUCGUGAUAAAGUGUGUGAAAGAGACAAACUACUUCACCGAGGCCACCGUGAUCCCACCGGAAUAUACCGGCAUUCAGAAAUCUCAGGCAUCAGCCCAGGAGACUGAACUCGGAAAGUCAUUCUAG